CCCAGUAAAGUUUGAGGGUUCUGAAUUCUGUACCGUGUUUGUACGGACACACUGGGGCGAGUACAAUCUCCUGAUCAGUGUACCUUCCAAAAACCCUCAGAUAACCUACCGAUAACCUUUCUUAGAUUUAAUCCUUUGAAUCAGAUAGAAAACUUUUCUUAGAUUUUGGUCCUUCUAGCCAGAUAGUGAACCUUCCUUACAUUUUGGUCCUUUGAGCCGGAUAGCGAGCCUUCCUUACAUCCAGUUAUGAUUGUACUUUUUAGGGAGCCUGGACUGGACAGAGACUCAUACACACUUCAGCAUCACAAGAGGUUGGAUGAGCAGGUGACAGACCUCACUGGACGUUAUUUCAGCAAAAGGCAACAGGUUCUGGAGAACUAAUCACAAUGAAGUGAGAUUUUUAUGAGGACUAAAAACACACAGGAAAAGUAAACAAAUUAAACAGCCAAUUGGGAGUCAAUCUCCAGGCAACUACUUGUGAUCAUACAUUAUUACAAACAGAAGAACACAAGAUUUUUCCUCUAUCUUUACCUUCUAUAAUGGAGGAAUCAAUUUUAAAGAUUUCCAUGAUGCCAUCCACAUCCCCCACAGGCUCUUUUAGAAGCAGCUCCACAGAGGAGAGCCAUGGAGGUAAAAGUCCAGCUCCUGGUAAGAGCCUGAAUCAAGGAAUGCUGUGUAAGGUCUGUGCAGAUACUAGCAGCGGAAAGCACUAUGGGAUCUAUGCCUGCAAUGGCUGCAGUGGAUUCUUUAAGCGCAGUGUGAGACGGAGAUUAAUCUACAGGUGCCAAGCUGGUACAGGUAUGUGUCCAGUAGAUAAAGCCCAUCGUAACCAGUGCCAGGCAUGUCGCCUAAAGAAAUGCCUUCAAGCUGGCAUGAACAAAGAUGCUGUGCAGAAUGAAAGGCAACCACGAAGCACAGCUCAGGUCAGAUUAGACACCUUGGAUAUAGAUACAGAGAAGGAACAUCUAGCCACCACCAGGGAGCCCACAUCCUCCUCCUCCAGCUGUUCUGUAAUAAGCAGACCUUUAUUGGGCUCCUCCAUUAGCUCCAGCAUCAACUCUAGUGGUCCCAGUCAGCUCAGCAGCAGCUCCAAGAACAGCCAUCGCUUCAUGGCCAGCCUGAUGACAGCUGAGACCUGCGCUAAGCUUGAGCCUGAAGAUGUGGAUGAGAAUAUUGAUGUAACAAGUAACGAGCCGGAGACAAGCUCUCCUGAGAGCAACACGACUCUUUAUUCCAAUUCUGGCCCUGAGAGCAUUUAUGAGACUUCUGCCCGCCUUCUCUUUAUGUCUGUCAAAUGGGCAAAAAACUUACCGGUCUUCUCCCACCUGCCAUUUAGGGACCAGGUGAUAUUAUUAGAGGAGGCAUGGAGUGAGCUGUUUCUUCUCUGUGCCAUCCAGUGGUCCUUGCCAUUAGAAAGUUGUCCCCUGCUCUCUCUACCUGAGCUGUCUCCUUCAUCACAGGGUAAAAGCAGCCCCUUUGCCUCUGACCUGCGCCUUCUGCAGGAGCUUUUCAGCCGCUUCAAGGCUCUGCAGGUGGACCCUACGGAGUUUGCUUGCCUGAAAGCAAUAGUUCUCUUUAAGCCUGAAACAAGUGGCCUCAAAGACCCAGAACAGGUUGAGAAUCUACAAGACCAGUCCCAAGUAAUGCUUGCUCAGCACAUUCACACACUUUACUCCAGUCAAGCAGCAAGGUUUGGGAGGCUGUUGUUGCUUCUUCCCACUUUACAUUUUGUAAGUUCAGAGAGGAUCGAACUGCUCUUCUUCCAUAGAACUAUUGGAAACACCCCCAUGGAGAAGUUGCUCUGUGACAUGUUUAAGAAUUAAAAAUCGCUUGAAAAUAGGACACAGUAUAUAAUUUACACAUACUUCGGGUAAUUUAUUUUACUGUAGUAAUUAGAAGCCUAUUAAAGAAAUUAGAUAUGAAAUGGGAGUUCCAUAUUGGUCCUCAUUCAUGACAGAACUGGUCAUCACCAUGAGCAUUCAGGCUGCACCAGUCCAUCAAUUUUUUCUGCAUGGUUGUUUUUUUUAUCCACUACAUCACAGCCAGACCAACAGUCAAAACAUUACACCAGCAUCAAAUUUCAGUCGGUUCUGUAUCAGGAGGUUUAUAUUUAAAUAUUUAUAUUAUAGUUUGUACUUUUAUUACUGCUUAUUCUAUAUGAGUUUGUUAAUAUAUGAAAUGUUAUUAGAUAGAGCACAUAGCCUACAGUAGAUUACUGUGUCUUUGUAAGUAAACUGCAAUAUUGCCUUUCCAGCUUUUCAUAAUGCAAAUAUAUAUUUUGAUAAAAUGUUCAACUACAAAA
This is a messenger RNA of Silurus meridionalis, 2302 nucleotides long. RefSeq names its product nuclear receptor subfamily 2, group E, member 3 (gene nr2e3). The coding region runs from base 540 to 1823 and encodes 427 amino acids. Gene Ontology annotation, molecular function: RNA polymerase II cis-regulatory region sequence-specific DNA binding; zinc ion binding; nuclear receptor activity. The record is from RefSeq and is a predicted model, not a curated record. Lineage: Eukaryota; Metazoa; Chordata; Actinopteri; Siluriformes; Siluridae. Gene Ontology annotation, biological process: positive regulation of transcription by RNA polymerase II; negative regulation of transcription by RNA polymerase II; cell differentiation. The transcript has 9 exons.